AUGGGAGAGAAAGAGGAAGUGAAAUUGUAGGGAACAUGGUACAGUCCGGUCGUGUUAAGAGCAAAGAUAGCUCUUCGUCUCAAAUCGGUCGAGUAUGAUUACGUUGAAGAAGAGUUGUUCGGAUCCAAGAGUGAACUUCUUCUCAAAUCGAACCCGGUUUACAAGAAAGUCCCGGUGCUGAUCCACAACAACAAACCGGUUUGUGAGUCUCUUAACAUCGUUGAGUACAUCGAUGAGACGUGGAACUCAACUGGACCAUCCAUUCUUCCUUCUCAUCCUCAUGAUCGUGCUCUUGCUCGCUUCUGGUCUGCCUUUGUUGAUGACAAGUGGUUUCCGGCUUUGAUGGCUGCUAUGGUCGCUAAGUCGGAAGAGGCAAAAGCGAAAGGCAUGGAAGAUGUGGAAGAAGGGUUGUUGCAACUCGAGGAUGCGUUUAUUACUCUCAGCAAUGGGAAAUCUUUUUUCAGCGGUGAAGCAAUCGGGUUCGUAGAUAUUUGCCUCGGAAGCUUUCUAGUUUUCUUAAAAGCUAGAGAGAAGCUUACAAAAGAAAAGAUUAUAGAUGAAUCAAAAAUUCCUUCUCUUUAUAGAUGGGCCAAUCGGUUUCUGUCAGAUGAAAAGGUGAAGAAAGUGUUACCGGAGAUCGAUAAAGUCGCCAAGCUUAUAAGAGAAUUUGAGGAUAGAGCUCAAUCCGUGAGUUCUACAUCUUGAGAUUAUCGUAGAAAUGUAUUUGCAUGCAAUGCAAAGUGUGUAAACUUAAGAAGAAAAUAAGUGAAAUUAACUUCAAGUUUUUGUGAGACAUUACUUUCUCUUUCUGUAUUUUAGCAUUUAUA
Molecule: messenger RNA, 827 nt
Organism: Capsella rubella
Lineage: Eukaryota; Viridiplantae; Streptophyta; Magnoliopsida; Brassicales; Brassicaceae
Product: glutathione S-transferase U15
Exons: 2
Biological process (GO): glutathione metabolic process
Cellular component (GO): cytoplasm
Molecular function (GO): glutathione transferase activity
Source: RefSeq, a predicted model, not a curated record